Linum tenue is the source of this 1722-nucleotide messenger RNA. The record is from the annotation of a GenBank genome assembly. NCBI's taxonomy places the organism in Eukaryota, Viridiplantae, Streptophyta, Magnoliopsida, Malpighiales, Linaceae.
CCGAUUUGUACCCAUAAACAAGUUUGGUGACCAAAUUGAGAUAUCCGCUCCCAAUACAUCAUCAGGAACCGUGCCGUACCGGAGCUAGAACCUUCCGCUGUACCAGCUCCGAGCUCUCUCCUCUAAUUCCGUUUCUUUAGUCGUCGAGAAGAGAAGAGAGAAAUAUUUGUGCCUUCAAACUGGGAUUCGGGCUCAUCAAUACUAGCCACUCGCCGUCCGGAUUAGGGUUUUGGUUCCUUCGCCGGGAAUUCUGAUUCAUUCGCUUUUGAAAGUCAUCUGAAAAUGCAAGGAGGAAGGGGAGGCGGGGAUCCCUUUUUUGGUUUCGGUGGUGAUCCAUUUGCUGGUUUUGGGGGAUUUGGAGGAUUUGGAGGGCGGAGGAGCAUGUUGUCUGGCAUUUUCGAGGGGAGGAACCCAUUUGACGAUCCUUUCUUUACUCGUCCAUUUGGAGGAAUGUUCGAGCCCAGUUUCUUUGGUCCCAAUGCAAAUCCUUUCGUGCCUAUGCAUCCACCUGCAUAUAUCGAGCAUCAAGCUCCAGUACCCAACAGGUCACAGGGGCCAAUCAUUGAGGAACUAGAGUCUGAUGAUGAGAAGCAGGAUGCUGAUAAGGAGAGGAAAGAGAAUUCCAGAAAGCAUGGUAGGUCUGGUAAAGGGCCAUAUGUUGAGGAAGUGGAUGAAGAAUAUGAAGCAGGGAGGCACCGCAAGAUGUUGAUGGCUGGAAAUAGGCAUAACAAUUUCAGUAGAGUGCAGUCUAAGCCUCCUCAAAGUCAGAGCUUUGUGUUUCAAAGUUCAAGUGUCUCAUACGGUGGUGCUGGUGGAACUUAUUACACUUCAUCCAAGACAAGGAGAACGGGAAGUGACGGGGUAACAUAUGAAGAAAGCAAAGAAGCUGAUAGUUCUACAGGCAAAGCAUCUCACAGGAUUUCAAGGGGGCUACACAACAAGGGUCAUACCGUAGCACGGAAGCUUAACUCAGACGGGAAUGUGGAUUCACAGCAGAUCCUGCAUAAUCUUGAGCAAGACGAACUUCCUAAUUUUGAACAAGCUUGGAAUGGUAGUGCUGGACCUCAUUUGCCUGGCUGGGGAAGAAACUUCAAUGGUCGUGAGAAUAUGAGCCGUCAUUUGUCUAAUUAUCAGGGCUGUUGGCAGUUCCCAGAAUAAUCCACAGGUAGGUCAUGGAGGGUGGGCACUUCCUUCGACAGAACGUCCGAAUCCGAUUGGCCGGUCGGUUGUAAGCCACCCGGCAGAGGGGAGUGGAUCUUCACGGCGACAGGUCUCAGGAAUGGCGAAUCGUGCAUCUGCCAGAGACAAGCAUCACCAUUCUUCUGGACGGGAAGGAAGAGAUUAGGCUGCUUGAAGAGACCAUAGUCUCCGUUCUGCUGCUGCUUAAACUUGUAUACAAUCUUAAGUAGAUAGUCCACUUUAGUCUAUAUAUACAAAAUAGCUGUGUUCCACAUAUGGAUGAGUGUUCGAGGUAUGCUGAAACUAGCCAGGCAACUGCUAGAACUUGAAUCGUGCCCCUACUUGCUGGCUACGGCUUAUGAUCUCUGUAUCAAAGGCCUUAAAGGGAAAUGGAGCUACUCCAUGCGAAUGGAGUCAUUACAGAAGGGUUGUAUUUCGAUGUAGCAUGUAAAUAGCUGUAUGUUUCAAAGAACAAUGAGAAAAGAAUGGAGUUACUAGUAUCCAAUCUUGCAUUAAAGGUUUUAAAAGAAGUCCUAUGAAUCU